Mycetomoellerius zeteki is the source of this 2092-nucleotide messenger RNA. It is a transcript of the gene Ns3, whose product is annotated as nucleostemin 3. Gene Ontology annotation, biological process: ribosomal subunit export from nucleus. Gene Ontology annotation, cellular component: cytosol. Gene Ontology annotation, molecular function: GTPase activity; GTP binding. The transcript has 4 exons. NCBI's taxonomy places the organism in Eukaryota, Metazoa, Arthropoda, Insecta, Hymenoptera, Formicidae. The record is from RefSeq and is a predicted model, not a curated record. Bases 72 to 2006 code for a protein of 644 amino acids.
CAAAACAUAACCUUCAAGUUGCAGAGUCACAUGCUAUUUUUGCAACGGAUAAAUAUUAUCUAAUAAGAACGAUGGGCAAGAAAGGCAAAAAAGCAGGUGGUAAUUUAGGAAAAUCUUUAAUCAGGGAUCGAUUUGGAUCUACGAAAACUAAGAGAAACAACAAUGAGUCUAUGCUUCACACUGCAGAGAUCAAUGACGGUUAUGAUUGGGGUCGACUUAAUUUGCAAUCAGUUACAGAGGAGAGUUCGUUUCAAGAGUUUCUGUCGACCGCUGAACUUGCAGGAACCGAGUUUACUGCAGAAAAAUUAAAUAUUAAAUUUGUGAAUCCCAGUAGUAGUGGCUUGCUUUCAAAGAGUGAAAAGGAAAAAAUAUUGGAAAUACAAGAAAGAAACAAGGGCCUUGUUAAGAUACCUAGAAGGCCCAAGUGGAACACUUCCCUAAGUGCUCAGGAAUUGCACACUCUUGAGAAAGAGGCAUUUUUAGAAUGGAGACGCAAUUUGGCCAAGUUGCAAGAAGUGGAAGGAUUGAUAUUAACGCCUUAUGAAAGGAAUUUAGAGUUCUGGCGACAAUUAUGGAGGGUAGUAGAACGCAGCGAUGUAGUUGUACAAAUUGUAGAUGCACGCAAUCCACUGCUCUUUCGCUGCGAAGAUUUGGAAUGUUAUGUUAAAGAAAUAAAUCCUAAUAAAUUAAAUAUGAUUCUUCUUAAUAAAGCAGACUUUUUAACGGACGAGCAAAGAGAGGCAUGGGCAAAAUAUUUUACAGACUUAAAUGUACGAGUGGCCUUUUUUUCUGCUACGUUAGCAGCAGAAAAACAGUCAAUACAAGAAGAAGAUGAAGAUGAGGCAAAAUCGAUAGAUAAAAAUGAUGAUUGUUUGAAUAAAAAGGAUGAAAGUAGUACUGACGAGUGGCACUCUGAAUUUGCUUCGGAAUCAGAGUAUGAAAGCGCGGAAAAUAGUAUCAUUGACGGUGAUACGUCUACUGUACCUAAUAUAGAAAUUGAUAAUGACAAACAAAUGGAAGCUCAAUAUGCAAUGGAGAACUUAAAAAUCUCUACGACAGAGGAAGACAAAACAAAGAAAAUAGUUAAUUCAUCGAAAUUAUUAAAUAGAGAUGAUUUCGUGGAAUUAUUUAAAAUAAUUUUUAAUGGUAAUAAAACCUACACAGAUGGAGUAACGACGAUUGGUUUGGUAGGAUUUCCGAACGUUGGAAAAAGUUCUACUAUCAAUGCUUUGCUCAUGGAUAAAAAGGUUUCGGUGUCUGCCACACCGGGUAAAACUAAGCAUUUUCAAACUUUGUAUUUAGACAAGGAUUUAUUAUUAUGUGAUUGCCCAGGUUUGGUGAUGCCAAGCUUUCUUUGUACAAAAGCGGAGAUGAUCUUAAAUGGUAUAUUGCCGAUUGAUCAGAUGCGAAAUCAUGUUCCAGCAAUUACAUUGCUGGCUACAUUGAUACCUAGGUACAUUCUAGAGGAUCUUUAUGGUUUUAUGUUACCUAUACCAUCCGAGGGAGAAGAUUCAAAUCGCGCUCCAACUGCAGAGGAGCUUUUAAAUGCGCACGGUUAUAAUAGAGGUUUUAUGACACAGAACGGUCAACCAGAUAAUCCACGUUCAGCCAGAUACAUUUUGAAAGAUUUCGUUAAUGGUAGAUUGCUAUAUUGCGUUGCACCGCCAACGUUUAAUCAAGAACGCUUUCACAUGUUUCCGCCGCGACGUCGUAAUAUAUCCGCGAACAGACACGUACCACCCCGAACGAUUCGCGUAAACGAAGGAUGUCGAGUAACGGUCAACGCUGUAGAUCGGAAAUUUUUUCAGGAUGCUCACAUCAAGAAGAUUUGUGAACCUGUGCUGCAACACUCUACAAUGCACGCGGGAUCAACGGUUAGUUUAACAGAAUCGGUCGACGGUCAUUCAGAUAGAAUCAAAAAACCAUGGAAAAUUAUAAAUAAACACGUUAAUAAAAAUAAACGUGAGAAGGCUCGAAGAUUGUAUGCUCAUCUUGACCAACACUGAGUACAAAACAUGUGAAAAAUACUAUCGUUUUGCAUUUUCUCAAUCAUAGCUAUACGAUUAUGUAUAUAUAAUAUGUGUAUAUAACA